This is a messenger RNA of Strongyloides ratti, 564 nucleotides long. RefSeq names its product Phosphatidylglycerophosphatase and protein-tyrosine phosphatase 1. The record is from RefSeq and is a predicted model, not a curated record. The transcript is spliced from 2 exons. Lineage: Eukaryota; Metazoa; Nematoda; Chromadorea; Rhabditida; Strongyloididae. The coding region runs from base 1 to 564 and encodes 187 amino acids. Gene Ontology annotation, biological process: protein dephosphorylation. Gene Ontology annotation, molecular function: phosphatidylinositol-4,5-bisphosphate 5-phosphatase activity; protein tyrosine/serine/threonine phosphatase activity.
AUGUUUAGUUAUAUUGCAUUUUAUCCGUCAUUAGCCUUUAAUAUUGCAAAAAACUACCUUCAACCAGGAAAAUGGGCAUGGUUUAAUAGAAUUGAUGACGGUCUUAUUGUUGGUGCUUUACCUUUCAAAUCAAUGGUAGAAGAUUUAAAGAAAGAAAAUGUAGGAGGAGUUGUGUGUUGUACAGAACCUUUUGAAUUAGCUGUUACUUACAAUUCAAUGGAUGAUGAAGAUUGGAAAAAAGAAAAUAUUAAAUUUUACCACAUUCCAAUGACUGAUUUUUUUGGAUCAACUUCACGCGUCAAUAUGUUAGGUGCACUUUCAUUUAUAGAAGAAGUUAAUAAUGAAGGAAAAAGUGUAUAUGUUCAUUGUAAGGCAGGAAGAACACGUAGUGCAACAAUUGCUAUGUGUUAUCUUAUAAAAAAAUAUAAUUAUAUGCCAAAUGUAGCUUUAGAAUAUUUAAGAAACAAACGUCCACAAGUAUUAUUACGUAAUGCUCAUUGGAGAACUGUUAAUGAAUAUAGAAGAUAUUUAGAUGCUCAAUCUAAAAGUCCUUUAAAACAAUAA